Molecule: messenger RNA, 336 nt
Organism: Aspergillus melleus
Lineage: Eukaryota; Fungi; Ascomycota; Eurotiomycetes; Eurotiales; Aspergillaceae
Exons: 1
Coding region: 1-336 (111 amino acids)
Source: RefSeq, a predicted model, not a curated record
AUGAAGGAGAACUUUCCACAAAUUGUUUCUCGCUUUUGGUUCCAGUGCCGGACUAUAGACCUCGAGGACAUUAAGCCUUUCCGUGUCAUUCGGGAAAAACGCUUCAGCAAAGAAAUGCCGUCCUCUAUAGGUGCCGUGGUAGAUGACAAAGUCGGCGUCGGCCGCGAGGUGAACAGGUUCGAUUCGGACCCCGAUAUUGGCUGCAUUCCAGCACUUCGCAGCAAUCCAAAGAUGCAAUGCGCCGAAGUUUGCGUCUUCUUGGGACUGGUACCCCAUUCGCCACGCAGCAAAUUUGAUCACGGAACCUGGUCUCCAACGUGGGAUUACAUCCCGUAA